Messenger RNA from Pleuronectes platessa (European plaice), 5379 nucleotides. Its product is annotated as AP2-associated protein kinase 1. The record is from RefSeq and is a predicted model, not a curated record. Gene Ontology annotation, molecular function: ATP binding; protein kinase activity. Bases 910 to 4149 code for a protein of 1079 amino acids. Gene Ontology annotation, biological process: protein phosphorylation. The transcript is spliced from 20 exons. NCBI's taxonomy places the organism in Eukaryota, Metazoa, Chordata, Actinopteri, Pleuronectiformes, Pleuronectidae.
ACUCCAUUACCCACACUCCCCUGCGCGCGUCAACAGCAACAGCUAGGAUGCUGCGAUAUCUCCGACAGCCAAAGAUCGCAGUGGCUGCAGAGAUUCGGCUGCUGGACUGAAAAAAACCCUCACUCUCGUGUUUUGGUUGAUGUCAAAUCCGCCGCACGGACACACGCAGGUUCCGGGCUCCUGUCGAAUCUGCGGCCGGGUUAGAGAGACGCUUGCCCCGCGCUAAUGUGUUAGCUAACUGGGAAGGGAGAAGGAGGGGGAGACAAAUCACAGUUUAAUCGCUAGUGGGGGGGAAUUAAAUAGCCACACGGGCAGAUAUGUGGCGACUGGAGGCGGCUCCGGUUGAAUGAGGAUGGAAAGAUCUUUUCCGGGCGACGCUAUCGUUGAAGUUCCACGUCGGAAACGCAUCGCACCCGGGAGCCGCUAUCUUUCAGAGGGUAACCUGGAUAACCUUACACGCGAAAUGUCAUAGCGCGUAAGCGGCUAGCACGGAGCUAGCUCGGCUCGGACGGGGAUGGAGACGGACCCAAUGUUCCCAGCGGUAUCCUCCGACCACGGGCGGCUGCUGCAGGGAUAGCUGAGGAGCAGGACUUUUCUCCCGGAGAUGCUCUAGCCUCCCCGGGUGGUGUUAUUCACUCCUUACGUAACAGCAGCUUCAGCCGCUCCGGCUACAUCACCAGCGACUGGCUCGUGUUGGCGAAGCGAAUGGGAAAUAUCGCCUCCUAAAAACCUCCACAUCAGCACAAGAGGAGAAAGGAGAGAGGGGGUGGUGUUGGGGGGUGCAGUGCGUGUUUUUAAGGCUGCAAAUAGACUCGUUGUUGGGUUCACGGUCUGCGUGAGUGCAACCAUUCUGUGCGUGGAGACACCAGCAGCAGCUCGCCGUCCGCCCUGUGUGUCGCUUCGGACACCAUGAGGAAGUUCUUCGAUUCCCGUCGGGAGUUGGUCAGCUCCGGGCCCGGCUCCGGAGGAGGCGGCUCCGGGUCCAGUCACGCAGGCGGAAAUUUCAUUGGACGAGCCUUCACCGUCGGGCGACACCAAGUCACCGUGGAGGAGACCGUGGCUGAAGGUGGUUUUGCGAUUGUGUUCCUUGUGCGAACAAAUCAAGGGCUGCGUUGUGCCCUGAAGAGGAUGUACGUCAACAAUGAGCACGAUCUGCAGGUCUGCAAACUCGAGAUUCAAAUAAUGAAAGACCUUGUCGGUAACAAGAAUAUUGUUGGUUAUCUGGACUCCAAUAUCACUGCUAUGGGAUCAAGGGAUGUAUGGGAGGUUCUCAUACUUAUGGACUAUUGCAAAGGAGGGCAGGUGGUCAAUUUGAUGAACCAGAGGCUGCAGACCGGCUUCACCGAGGUCGAGGUGCUGCAGAUCUUCUGUGACACGUGCGAUGCCGUUUCUCGUCUGCACCAGCGCAAGUCACCCAUCAUCCACAGAGACCUUAAGGUGGAGAACAUCCUCCUGCACGACAAGGGUCAUUAUGUGCUGUGUGACUUCGGCAGCGCCACUAACAAGUUCCAGAGUCCGCAGACCGAAGGAGUUGCCACGGUGGAGGAAGAGAUCAAAAAAUACACCACUCUAUCAUAUCGUGCCCCUGAAAUGGUUAACCUGUACAACAACAAGAUUAUCACCACAAAAGCAGAUAUCUGGGCACUGGGUUGUUUGCUGUACAAGCUGUGCUUCUUCACUCUGCCCUUUGGUGAAAGCCAGGUGGCCAUCUGUGAUGGCAGCUUCACCAUUCCAGAUAACUCUCGCUACUCUUACGAUCUUCACUGCCUCAUUAGAUACAUGCUGGAGGUGGACCCAGACAAAAGACCAGAUAUCUACCAGUUGUCCUUCUUUGCUUUUAAACUAGCUCAGCGGACCAGCCCUGUUCAGAAUGUGAAGAAUUCUCAAAUUCCCUCUAAACUUCCUGAGCCAAUCAAAGCGAGUGAGGCUGCGGCUUUAAAGAAGAACCAGGCUAAGCCCAGACUGACGGAUCCUGUUCCCACCACUGAAACCUCCAUCACCCCUCGCCAGAGGCCCAAAGCAGCCCACACCCAGGCUGCUGCGGGCAUUCUACCCAUCCAGCCUGCUGCCCUCACCCCGCGCAAACGGCCUAAUAUCCCUGUUGGUGCAGCUCAGCCCAUUGGAGUCAGCUUAAACCUCGCUCAGCCCGCUGCAGCUCUGCAGUCACAGAAGGUGCAGACUUCUGCUCUGCCUCUCAUCCAGUCGCAAAACAAUUCCAGUCCGGCUGUGGCGCUGCAGAAACAGGUCGUGCUGCCAGCCGCAGUUACAGGAGCAGAGCCCCCCCCAGUAGCAGUAGUAUCACCAGUGACCAAGAGUGACGUCCAACCUCAAGCUCAGCCAACAGUCCAGCAGCAGACCACGACUCCCUCUGUGGUCAGCUCCUCCUCCCAGCAGGCAGCAGUGACUCCAUCCAGCCCGGCCCCGCCUCAGCGUCCAGCCCGUCGCAAGCAGGGUAGCCAGCCUCAGCAGCCAGCGGCUCAGCCUUCGCCCAGCAAACCGGCCUCUGAUCAACCUCCUGUAUCUCAGCCCUCAGCUGCCUCCACUGAGAUCAGCCAAAAAUCUGCUGAGACGACUCCACCUGCUUCUCCAAAGACAACUGAAGAGCGAGGGCACCAACGUGUCCCAAGUGACACCACAGCGAGUAGCAUCGCUGCAGUUCCAGUUACUGACUCUCAGCAGCUGCAGGGAGUUAAUGGAGACGCUGCUCUUAACCUAUCACUUACAUCUCAGCCAAGCAACACCCAGCAAGUUCAACAAGGUGCUGGAGACGCAGUCCAGGACCAGAACAAAGCUGGAGCCGCUGCUCCUGCCUCUGGCGGCGCAACCAUCACUCCGACACAGACGUGGAACCCCUUUGACGAUGACAGCUUCUCCAACAACUUCUCCAACCUCACUGCUGAGGAAUUCAAAUCGGAAGACAAGAAGCCCAAAGACCUACCUUCGGAAACUGAGACAUCAUUUUCUGAAGAGUUGAUACCAGGCCUGCAGGCCUUGACUGUGGAAAACGAAUCCCAAGAAACAAUUGAAAGAGCGUCAGCCAUCGUAGACUCGGGAGCUUCUCUGUUGGCUGUAGCAGAUCCUUUCUGUGCCCUGGAGCUGUUGGAUGCACCAGAGAAGCUGAUUGAAGGACUCAAAUCCCCCGACACAUCUUCACUCCUGCUGCCUGACCUCUUGUCUUUGUCGGAUCCCUUCGGUGGCUCCUUGGAAGAGUCUGCAAAAGACUCCCUCACUGCAGACGACUCUCUCCUGGGCUGCUCCCUGAUCUCUGCUCCGUCCGCCCCCCCAGCAGCGAGCAGCGCCACCUCCUCCGUAUCCUCAGCCCCCAGCUCCGCUGCCUCUGCUCUGGAUGAUUUCUGUCUGUUGUCUGGAGACUCCACGCAGCCUAAAGCAGACUCGUCUCUCCUGAUCUCGGACUUUGAGCCUCAACAAGCCAGUGGAGAGGUCGGCACCGAGGAUGAGUUUGAUCCUAUUCCCGUCACAGGGCGGAAGAACUCCCAAGACCUGCAGAGGGAGCUCCACAGCAAAGCACCGACGGGCUCCGGAGCGUCUGUCCUGCUCCAGCUGUCCGAGGAGCAGCAGACGAUGGCUGCUGCGUGCGUCCAUAACAAACACACGUUGCAAUCAGAUGAGAUGAGCACACACCACCAUGUGACACCAGCUCCUUCCACCAGUUUACCCCCCCAUCCCGUCAGCGGCCCGGUCACCUCUGACGUCUUCCAGCUGGCUCCUUUCAAAACACCUGGAAGAGAAAGCGGGGCGUCCUCCGGCAGCUCCUCCUCGUCUGCGUCCCGUAAACCCACCGAGGCGUCCGAUGUCUUCCUCCAGGCGCCGUUCGGGAAGAGGCCGGAAACCGCAAAAGCUAAUGCUCAGUUAUUUAAAUGUGGAACGCAGCACAUUCAGAGUCACCUGGUCCCCUCUGCAGCGUCUGUCCCCGGUCCCCAGCCCCUCGUCCCCCGGGCCCCUCCGCAGCCUCUCGUGCUCCAGCAACCGGUGGCUGUGCACCGGGUCGUGUCCAGGAUCGGGCAGUUGGCCGCGGUGGGCUCCGUGGCCGUGGGGCCGCUGCACUCCUGGACCAUCGGGGGACGAGCUCUGGAAGACCCGUUCGUUUCUGCACCUUUCCAUCCGAGGUGCUCCCAGGGGAAACCUUGAGGAUGUGUAACCGUCCAUUAACAAAAUGCCAAGUCAAGAGCUUUUAUUCUGCAACUAAUGAAGGAGCCAAAGUAGAAGCCAGUCGCAGUGUGACGCUUGUUUGUUCUAAUGUGGUUUUAUGAUUAUUGCUUCGGUAUCAAACGGCCUCAAUGAUCCCUUUAACAGCGAAGUACUUUAAAGUUAAUGCUCUACCUCAGUCACGUGAUAGUGCGUCAGUUCAGCGCUUUACUUACAGUCUGAACUGAGAAGUUAUUCACAGGACCGACAGUGGGUUGAUCUGGUUCUCAGUGCCCUCGUGCUGAAAACUCGCUAGGACACCAAAACCCUUUUUUUAAUAAAUUCUUUGACCAGAUAUCUUUUACUUUUAUUCCAUUUUCUUUUAUAUACUUGGUGUAUCUCAAGUGAUCCUAUUUUAUUUAUAUCUAAAACAUGUAUCUUGAGGGAAAAUAGUCACAUCUGCAUCAGCAUCUGAAACGAAAUAUCAAGUUACUGCAUUCAUUUGAAUUCUCUUAUCAAUUUUGCUGUGAAUGCAAUGAGUUCUAUUUCUGUUUUCUAUCAUCCAUCUUGUCUUAUUUCCAUUCAGACCUUUACACUUAUUGAACCUUUCAAAUCAGUGUGGGAAUAUGGUUCCAGGCUUGUGUUUACAUUCAGCAUUGAUGCUACAGCAGAUACCAAACAUUUUUCCACAAGAUAAAGAAAACCAGUGAAAUUAAAAUGGAGAGGGGGAGGGGGAGGAGUCACUUUUGCAGUUGUAGCUUUCAUGUAAGGGAAUUUUUAUCAAUAUUUAAAGGAACCCCAAAUGGUAAAUGAGCGUAGUAGACCUGCUUUUAGAGGAUGUUGCUGCCAUUUCCCCACACACUCUGAGCAGUGUUUUUAGACUUUUGUGGUUGUUUUGAAAUGAGUUUGUUACUUUUGUUUGUCUUUGGUUUUAGUAUUUUUGAAUGAAACAUAUCAUGUAUGUGGUGAAGUAAAUCAGACAGUACAGCAAGAAGUCAGCAGCAUCUCUACGGAGCCAGGAUUCUAUUAAGUUUCUUCUUAAAGUGAUAAAAUUUGAAUACAUUUUUCUUUAUUAUGCUUCAUACCAUGUGGCAGAGACUUAAAAUCAUAAUAAUACCGUAAUGCCUUUAUUAGCAGCAUUUUGUGCAUGCAUCGUAUUUUCAUUUGUAUUUUCUGACAUUUGAAACUUGACAUCAGUGAAAGUUAAUCUGUAUUAAAGUUUUAUAAAUAUAA